UUGUGACUCUAUGAUUCUAAUACCGAGUCCAGGAGCAGUCAAGCUACCCAGGGGACCUUGGCUGUGAUGCUGGCCAGUCUGUUCGCUUAGCACAUUCCUGUCGAAUAAUCCAUUUCUUUACCAUGCCGCCAAAGACUAGGGUAGUGGAGAGCCAGGAACUUCCCAGGGAUGCUCGCCCGGGAGAACAGAUAGUCAUUACUGCAUUUCCCUAUAAGCCUCCUAAGACCUUACUGAACUUCCUGAAGGGGGAGCCGAAGAUGAUGGGGGUUUUCCAGAUUUUAUUGGGUCUUAUUAUCACUGCCAUGGGCUACAUUUUAUGGCAGAGCAUCAUCAGACUACAGCUUCAAAAGAAUCAUCCUAUCAUCUUUAUCACAGGGUAUCCAUUCUGGGCAGGAGCAAGCUAUGUUAUUACAGGAUACUUCACAAUUCUAAAUGAAGUAAAAUAUCCUCGCUGGAUGCACCUCAGUCUAUACUUGGGUGUGGUAAACACCUUGGUCGCUGCAUCAGGGAUUGCUAUCAUUCUUUACAGCUUCUAUGAAGACAAUUAUUUCCAUUGCCAGGCUCCUUUCAAAACUGGCAUAUGUGCUAUUGGUAGAACGCUCUUUCUAGGAGUGUUGUCUCUGAUACUCUUCUUCACUAUUGCUGAAUUGUGCAUCACUGUGACGGUCUUAGCCUUUAAGACCAACGUGAUAUGGAGAGAUGCCAAAGAGGUUGUGUUUUUCUUGCCUUCUGAAGGCAAGGAGUAUGGAAGUUCUGAAGAGGACAAACAGUUCAAGCUCCAGAUUCAGGCAAACCCUGCUGGUCAAAAUGAGAAGGAGCUCUCUGUCUCCUUAAUUGGGGAUUGUACUUUCUAAAGCUAAGAGCUACUACAGGAGGCCCUGGAGCCUUCCUGCCCAUUUCUUUUACACUCCCCCUCCUCCCCUUCUUCCCUCAUAUCACUCUCCUCUUCCCCCUUUCUCUUUUCCUUCCCCCCAAAUUAGAGGAAGAAACCAGAGAAAGUCACUCUCUACAAAUUAAAUUCCCUUGGAGAAUUUACAAGUUUCCCUUUCCACAGCAGAAGUUUACUCAGAGAAUCCAUUCUAAGUCACUCUCCUACAGGUCAAGUUCAACAAGAGAAUGCACAUGAGUAUCCUCUUUCUUUGUUCAGCAAGACCACUGAAAGAAUCCAAUGAAGUUCUACCAUCUUCUUGCCCAAGUUCACCAUGAGAAUUCUUCUGAAGUCCCACUUUUCUCCAGCCCAAAUUCAAAGAGAGAAGCCUUAGCAAGUCUAGCUUUCUUCAAGGUCAAGAAGAGAAUCCUUAGAUCAUUGGGGGGGUUUUCUCCCAACUCAGAGUCAUUGAUAGUAUCUGCUAAAAUUCCCCUUCCCCCUUUCCUCUGGACCACAUUCAUGGACAGAACACACUCACGUUCCACUAGCAUUGUACUCUAAAGAUACCAAGCCAUGUAACAGAGAAAAACAUAUUUUAACCAUUUCA
Messenger RNA from Monodelphis domestica (gray short-tailed opossum), 1475 nucleotides. Its product is annotated as membrane-spanning 4-domains subfamily A member 14-like. Gene Ontology annotation, biological process: cell surface receptor signaling pathway. Gene Ontology annotation, cellular component: plasma membrane. NCBI's taxonomy places the organism in Eukaryota, Metazoa, Chordata, Mammalia, Didelphimorphia, Didelphidae. The record is from RefSeq and is a predicted model, not a curated record.